UAUACGCACACGCACGUAUCUGUGAAGUGCGUGCGCGUGUAUCAAUCCCUCACUGAGCCCAUUGUCUCUGCCGCCGUCACGGCCGGUACAAGGAGGGCAGAGGACAGAAGGCGGCAUUACUUUUGCCGAGGCCACAGCACAGCGCGAUCAUGAAUAGCCGUAUGUUAGCCGUGCUUCUAUUUGCCGUGUUGUCUUCGGCCCGCUCCUCAACCAGGAAAGUGGGUCUCGCCAGCAAAGUCCUGGUCUUCCCUUACGAGACGGAUUUCAGCUACGUGACACUGAUGCCGCUGAAGGAAAUGGCGCUCAAGGCCUUCACGCUGUGCAUGCGCGUGGCCACCGAGCUGCCCGAAGAGCGCCAGAUCAUCCUUUUCGCCUACCGCACGGCCGACUACGACGAGCUCAACGUGUGGCGCGAGAAGGACGGACGCGUCUCGUUUUACAUGAGCGGAGACGGCGUUUUCUUUUCCCUCCCGCCGCUGGGCACCUUCCGCACCAGCCUGUGCCUGACCUGGGAAUCCGUCGCCGGCCUCACCGCCGUUUGGGUGGACGGGAAGCGCAGCGCUUAUCAAAUAUACAAACCCGGACACGGCAUUCGUCCCGAAGGCACCGUCCUCCUCGGGCAGGACCCCGACAAACAUCUCGGCGGCUUGGAGGCCCUGCAGAGCUUUGUGGGGGAGAUGACUGACGUGAAUAUGUGGGACUACGUCCUCUCCCGGAGCAUGAUCCAAGCCUGGCAUUACGGUAACAAGGUCCCCAAAGGCAACGUCUUUGACUGGGCCACCGUUGAUUAUGAGCUGAACGGCAAUGUCGUGGUGGUGGAAGAUGACUGACUCGCCGUGAACUCCCGCGGAGGGAUGUGUGACCUCUACGGUGGAGUGCCUCUCAUAUUUGUCAUGGUUUUACUUAUAUUCUGUCUUACUUUGCAUUAGCCUUACGUCGGUGGGUCUCGAACUGGGGUCAAGGACUCAUGGUGGUCGACGAUCUGUAGCCUGGGGAACAAAAUGGGUUUUAAAAAAACAAACAAACACUAAACUAAUGCUGAUCUUGUCUAAAUUGACAGAAAAAUGUCAGGUAUAUAAAUUUAGCCUCCUGCUAAGCUAUCUGAGAUUUUUUAAAAAUACAUUAUUCGAACUUCAUAAGUAAUCAUUUUUGGACAAAUUAAGCGGAAUUGGAUAGUAUCUGACAGUCGAGGAUUCUAACGAACAGUCUGUAUGUAUUCUUGUAGCAUUUGAGUGAGAAUAUUUGCUACUUGAAGGAAUAUCACUUCGCAAAUUUUUUAUAAGGCCUCCAACAAGAUUUUACUUUGCUAGCAUUAGCACUGGCGAUGUUUCUCAAACGUCUAGUAUUUAAAUGUACGGCGUGUGUCAUUCUUUUCGUGCGGGUUUAAUUAAACUCCCAAUUUUAUUAAACAACUUAAAGCUGGUGUGCUUGCCUUGGCCGCUAGGGGGCAGUAAUAUACAUACACUACAUAGGACAUGUAGAUUUAACAACGAAACAAGUCGUUAUUAAACUUGUAGCAUUUGAGUGAGAAUAUUUGCUACUUGAAGCAAUAUCACUUCGCAAUUUUUUAUAAGGCCUCCAAACAAGAUUAUACUUUGCUAGCAUUAGCACUGGCGAUGUUUCUCAAACGUCUAGUAUUUAAAUGUACAGCGUGUGUCAUUCUUUUCGUGCGGGUUUAAUUAAACUCCCAAUUUUAUUAAACAACUUAAA
Hippocampus zosterae (dwarf seahorse) is the source of this 1710-nucleotide messenger RNA. It is a transcript of the gene crp1, whose product is annotated as C-reactive protein 1. The transcript is spliced from 3 exons. The record is from RefSeq and is a predicted model, not a curated record. The coding region runs from base 150 to 830 and encodes 226 amino acids. Lineage: Eukaryota; Metazoa; Chordata; Actinopteri; Syngnathiformes; Syngnathidae.